Malus domestica (apple) is the source of this 1346-nucleotide messenger RNA. RefSeq lists its product as uncharacterized. Lineage: Eukaryota; Viridiplantae; Streptophyta; Magnoliopsida; Rosales; Rosaceae. The record is from RefSeq and is a predicted model, not a curated record.
UCCACGGCGUUAAAGAUCCAAUGGGGUCCCUUGGCCCCCAUGGUCCUUCUCUCCCUCCCUGUAGAUCCCAACCCAAGUGGCUUUGCAGAUCUAACACGUCUGCUCCCGUAUUAUUAAUUUUUGCUUUUCUUGCAGUUUGGCGUUCAACCAUAAUCUAUAAUCUUAUAUUAUAUAAGCAGCACCCAACACCCUUCUCCCUCUCAUUUCUCUGCACCCCAAAUCUUUGGUUCCGAAAUUUCCAGCUUCCAUUUUUUGUCUUUUUGGUUUUAAAGGUUUCUUGGUAUUGGACGUAAGAUCGAGGUGCUUUGUGUUUGUCAGUUUGUCACAUCCCUUCUGAGUUUUGAUUCUUGACGUGCUUUGGCGAACAUGAAAUAGUCAGAUUUCAUUUAUUAUUUGCAACUGCUGGGUCUGCAGCUGGGUGUCCAGAAUCCCAAAACCCCCAAACACCACGUCACCUCUGUCACCAAAAACCCACCACCCUAUUCGUUUUAGAGCUAAACCAUCACAAUUUCACCAAAAGGGUUCCAUCCAGUUGAUAUUUUGAGUAUUUGAGGAGAUCGAUAUAUAUCACCGGCCAUUGAAAUGGGAAAUUGUCAGGCGGCGGAGGCAGCGACGGUGGUGAUUCAGCACCCCGGGGCCAACAAGAUCGAGAGGAUUUACUGGUCUGUGGGCGCUCAUGAGGUCAUGACUUCCAACCCUGGUCACUACGUGGCUCUUGUCGUCAACUCUCCCACCAUGAAGUCUGAGACCGGUGCUCCAGUGAAGCAGCUCAAGCUUCUCAGACCAGACGACACUUUACUCAUUGGACAGGUUUAUCGCCUCAUCAGUUUUGAAGAUGUGUUGAAGGAGUUUGCUGCCAAAAAGUCCGUGAAGCUGGGAAAGUUGCUGAAGGAUAGAGGUGGGCUUGGAGUGGAAAUGAAGAUGAAGGACCUGGCGGUUCAGAAUUUGAAGUCCGGGAACAACAAUUCUGUCAAGAUGGAGAGUGUGGGAAGCAGCUGUGGCAGCAAAAGCACUAACAACGGCAGAAGCUACAGAAGUGUGGGAAGGAACCAUGGUGGUGUAGGUGGUGGGGAGCAGUGGAGGCCUGCCUUGCAGAGCAUUGCAGAGGUUGGAACUUGAAAUAUUAUGCAUGCAGCACCACCACCCUAUGAUCUCAUCAGAACCCUUGAUUUCUCUGUCGUUCUCUCCCACCAAUAAAAACAACCAGAAGCAGCUACUCCUUUCGCUCUCUCCAAUACCUUCAUAUUCUCUUUUCUCUUUUAGACUGACAGAUUCCACUAUUGUACGUCCUUGCUAGCUAGCCAUGGCCUAUAGCGUUUCCAGAGUUUAGAAUCUUUAGAUGUCAU